CCUGGAGCUCUGUCCGAGCGUUCUGCCGUGCACGCCGCCUCGCCUUCAAGGCUCGCCGUCUGCCCCUCCCCCGCCCGCCGCCGUCACCGGGGAAACGGGCCGCGAUAGCCCGCUGACCCGAAGCUGGUUUCAUGGCAGCCGCGAAGAAAGCAGUUUUGGGGCCACUGGUGGGGGCAGUGGACCAGGGCACCAGCUCAACGCGCUUUUUGGUUUUCAAUUCAAAAACAGCUGAACUACUUAGUCAUCAUCAAGUGGAAAUAAAACAAGAGUUUCCAAGAGAAGGAUGGGUGGAACAAGAUCCUAAGGAAAUUCUGCAGUCUGUCUAUGAAUGUAUAGAGAAAACAUGUGAGAAACUUGGACAGCUCAAUAUUGAUAUUUCCAACAUAAAAGCUAUUGGUGUUAGUAACCAGAGGGAAACCACUGUAGUCUGGGACAAGUUAACCGGAGAGCCUCUCUACAAUGCUGUGGUGUGGCUUGACCUAAGAACCCAGUCUACCGUUGAGAAUCUUAGUAAAAGAAUUCCAGGAAAUAAUAACUUUGUCAAGUCCAAGACAGGCCUUCCACUUAGCACUUACUUCAGUGCGGUGAAACUUCGUUGGCUCCUUGACAAUGUGAGAAAAGUUCAAAGGGCUGUUGAAGAAGAUAGAGCUCUUUUUGGGACCAUUGAUUCAUGGCUUAUUUGGAGUUUGACAGGAGGGGCCAAUGGAGGUGUCCACUGUACGGAUGUAACAAAUGCAAGUAGGACAAUGCUUUUCAACAUUCACUCUCUGGAAUGGGAUAAAGAGCUCUGCGAAUUUUUUGAAAUUCCGAUGAAGAUUCUUCCAAAUGUCCGGAGUUCUUCUGAGAUCUAUGGCCUAAUGAAAAUCUCUCAUAGCCUGAAAGCUGGGGCCUUGGAAGGUGUGCCAAUAUCUGGGUGUUUGGGGGACCAGUCUGCUGCAUUGGUGGGACAAAUGUGCUUCCAGGAUGGUCAAGCCAAAAAUACGUAUGGAACAGGCUGUUUCUUACUAUGUAAUACAGGCCGCAAGUGUGUGUUUUCUGAGCAUGGCCUUCUGACCACAGUGGCUUAUAAGCUUGGCAGAGACAAACCAGUGUAUUACGCCUUGGAAGGUUCUGUAGCUAUAGCUGGUGCUGUUAUUCGCUGGCUAAGAGACAAUCUUGGAAUUAUAAAGACCUCAGAGGAAAUCGAAAAACUUGCUAAAGAAGUAGGUACCUCUUACGGCUGCUACUUCGUCCCCGCGUUUUCGGGGUUGUAUGCACCUUACUGGGAGCCCAGUGCAAGAGGGAUCAUCUGUGGGCUUACUCAGUUCACCAAUAAAUGCCAUAUUGCUUUUGCUGCAUUAGAAGCUGUUUGUUUCCAAACCCGGGAGAUUUUGGAUGCCAUGAACCGCGACUGUGGAAUUCCACUCAGUCAUUUGCAGGUAGACGGAGGAAUGACCAACAACAAAAUUCUUAUGCAGCUGCAGGCAGACAUUCUGUAUAUUCCAGUAGUGAAGCCUUCAAUGCCUGAAACAACUGCCCUGGGAGCGGCCAUGGCGGCGGGGGCCGCAGAAGGAGUUGGCGUUUGGAGUCUCGAACCUGAGGAUCUGUCAGCGGUCACAAUGGAGCGGUUUGAACCACAGAUCAAUGCUGAAGAAAGUGAAAUUCGUUACUCUACAUGGAAGAAAGCUGUGAUGAAGUCAGUGGGCUGGGUUACAACUCAGUCUUCAGAAAGUGGUAUCCCAUAAAUGAUACCAACUCACGGAUUCCAAAGAUGCGAGUUCUUUGCCUAAUGAGAGAAUCCAGCGAUUAUCUCUUAAUGUGAUGACACUAUUCAUAGACUCUGAUUUUAUUUAUAAGCCACUUGCUGCAUGACCCUCCAAGUAGACCUGUGGCUUGAAAUAAAGAAAAUGCAGCAGAAAGAAUGCUAUAGAAACAUUUGGUGUGUUUUUUAACAUCAUGAGUUAAGAUUGGACCAGCCACCUUGGGGGCUGACCCCUCCUUUGCUAUCGUGUCCUGCCCCAUUCCCUAUGAGAUCUAGGAAGAAUUCAGGUCCUUCAUUUCAUUGGAACCUUUCAUCAAACACACUCAAACGCUGAUGAUGGUCUAGGAUUUGGUUCUCUGCACUACAUACACUUGACUAAGGGGUGAUUACUAACCAGCUAAAAAUGAGUGGCUUUUUGUUCCAUUUCUUUUUAACAGUCCUAAAAGUCCUUUUUUCUGCAUGUUAAGGAGGCCACAACAUCUUCCCCUAAUGGUUAAAUGGACACCUCUGUGGAAUUCUUAAAAUGCAAAUUGAGUACUCUCAUAGCUUAGACAUUUUCCAGAAAGGUAUUUGCCAAAACUGAAAUUCUUCAGAUACUUUACGUGGUCUCACUCAUUCACUGAAUUGCUGUCUGGAUCUUCUAGGGAAGGACACUUUUUCCUUUCUUUUUUCAUCUCUCCUUUUUAUAUUUUUCACUUUGUAUGUAUAACAUACAUGCCUAUAUAUAUUUUAUAUAGUGAGGGCAGCCCAUUUAUAAAUCAAGAGUACAUUUUACAUGAUCUCACUAAUAACACUGAAUAUCUGUCUGGAUCUUACAGGGAAGAACACUUUUUCUUUUCAUCUCUCCUUUUUAUAUUUCUUACUUGUAUGUCUAACAUACAUGCCUAUAUAUUUUAUAUACAGAGGGUAGCCCAUUUAUAAAUUCAGAGCACAUUGUAUUCAGUAGGUUAUAAUGGGGCUGGUCUUAAGUGGACCACUGUGUGUAUAAAUAUUUUGGGGAAAUCACUGUAUACAUUUUUGGGCAACGGUUACGCAUAUUUACAAGGAGAAACUUUUUCUUAAGAGAGCCAGCAUUUAAAGUUUAUGUUCUUAGUCAAUAAAAGAAAAUGUACUUUAUCGUGACUUCAGCUAUAUUUCUUAUACCUUACCUUUUUAUUUAAUUGUUUUAGCUGGAUAUAUGUCUUUAAAAAAAAGGAAAAAGACAAAAUUGUGGAAUACUAUGGUAAAUAUUGUUUUCAAACAAGCACUAGUCCAUAUAAAGUUAUCUUCCUUUGACACAAUUUUAGAAAUAUUUGGGAUUGUUUAGAAGGGAUAGCAAAAAAGGUUAAACACUGAAAUAGAAGAAAACCUUAGGAAUAAAGCCAAGAAUCUCUUUGUAUCCAAAUGUGUUAUUAGUUGCUUGUAAGCAAUUAUAAUUUCUAUUUGGGAUCACAGAGACUUAUCUCCAUUACUGUCCUAAUACAACUGAAGAAAGGUUUGCAAUUAGAAAUGGCUUCCAGUGAAACCAAGAACUUCUCAAAAUAGUAUUACAUGUUAUAAAAACCUACCUAAUCCAGCAUCUUAAUGUCAAUUUUUUAAAAUCCUAAAAUUAAUUUCUGUUUACUACAAAUAAAAUACUAUCUCCUAAUAUUUUCUUCAACCAGUGCUGAAAAUGGGGAAAUAUUUAUAUAUUAGUAUAAAAGGUCUUGUUUUGUUUGGCGUAAAUGGUGGCUUGCAUUUGCGGUUCUGAUUAUGCUGUUUCUAAAUUAUUCAAUCUACUUGGGUUUUAUUGGUGCAGCUGCCCCUUGAGUGACAAAAAUAUUAUAGAAAGGUACUGUGAAAUUAUUACUUUGUGAUGAGGGUACUUUUAAACAUAAUUAUGUUUCUACAAAAUCAGUUAAUUGUAAAUAAUUGUUAAAUCACUGUUCAGAUAAUUUUAAGAUUCCAUUUUCUAUAAAUUGAAAUAUUUAUAAAUGUUUGGAACUGUGCAUAUUGGUAUUUAAUGGUAAAAUGACUUAAAAUAAAUUGACCCCUCAUUCUUA
Enhydra lutris kenyoni (northern sea otter) is the source of this 3762-nucleotide messenger RNA. RefSeq names its product glycerol kinase. Gene Ontology annotation, cellular component: mitochondrion. NCBI's taxonomy places the organism in Eukaryota, Metazoa, Chordata, Mammalia, Carnivora, Mustelidae. Gene Ontology annotation, biological process: glycerol metabolic process; triglyceride metabolic process; glycerol-3-phosphate biosynthetic process. Gene Ontology annotation, molecular function: glycerol kinase activity. The transcript has 20 exons. The record is from RefSeq and is a predicted model, not a curated record. The coding region runs from base 132 to 1724 and encodes 530 amino acids.